Molecule: messenger RNA, 783 nt
Organism: Diabrotica virgifera virgifera (western corn rootworm)
Lineage: Eukaryota; Metazoa; Arthropoda; Insecta; Coleoptera; Chrysomelidae
Exons: 3
Coding region: 1-783 (260 amino acids)
Source: RefSeq, a predicted model, not a curated record
AUGACGAUGAAAUUAGGUUUUGGAGAUGUGAGAGAAGAGGCAUGUGUUAACCUACACUCUCAUGACGCCUCGGCUGUGGAAGUAGAGGUUGCCCAAAUAGUAACAACCAUUAAAAGACGAGCAGAAGAUACAAUGGAAGGAACAAUUCAGGUAGUCAACGAAUGUUUGAAUAAUACCAGUCAGGCUUCUCAAGCUCGACUUCCAAAUAGUUGCGCACUGAGGAAGACGAUCAGACGAAAACGCAACGAAAUUCAAGCUGCACCGCCAAACCCUGUUAAUUUGGAAGAAUUGCGGAUACCGGAACAUUACAGGAUUUAUGAAGUGUCAGAUGGCGUGGAAGAAAAUUUCCUUUUGGCGGACAAUGGAGAAGGGCUCAACAGAAUAUUGAUUUUCGGGAGAGACAGCUGGCUACAGCAUUUGCAAACUUUGUCCAUAUGGUUUGCCGAUGGUACAUUUCCAGUAGCAACGCCGCUUUUUUCCCAAGUGCACACCGUGAUGGCAACUAAAAAUAAUGGGGUCCACCCUAUAUUUUAUGCCUUUUUGCCAAACAAAUCACGAGCUACUUAUAGCCAUAUGUUCGAUCUAAUAAAGAAUUUGAAGCCAAAUCUGAGCCCUACUGCUAUCCAUUGCGACUUUGAGCAGGCAGCAUUCGCAGGCAUGAAAGAUUGCUUCCCAGGAGUAAAUAUCAACGGAUGCUUCUUCCACUUGGCACAAAACAUGAAGAAGCAUGUGGCACAGUUAGGCCAUCUUAAGAAUACAAUAACGACGCCCAAUUUGCUUUAA